Molecule: messenger RNA, 2006 nt
Organism: Otolemur garnettii (small-eared galago)
Lineage: Eukaryota; Metazoa; Chordata; Mammalia; Primates; Galagidae
Gene: ERLIN1
Product: ER lipid raft associated 1
Exons: 13
Coding region: 100-1119 (339 amino acids)
Biological process (GO): SREBP signaling pathway
Cellular component (GO): endoplasmic reticulum membrane; endoplasmic reticulum
Molecular function (GO): cholesterol binding; ubiquitin protein ligase binding
Source: RefSeq, a predicted model, not a curated record
GCGAGUGGGCGGGGCCGGCUGUUGGCGGCGGUUGGCUCGGCCCGGGAGGCGGCUGCACGUGCGGGCGGGGGCGAUGCGUCACUGAUAGAAGGAACAAGGAUGAAUAUGACUCAAGCCCGGGUUCUGGUGACUGCAGUGGUGGGGCUGGUGGUUGUCCUGCUCUACGCCUCCAUCCACAAGAUCGAGGAAGGGCACCUGGCUGUGUACUACAGAGGCGGAGCUUUACUAACUAGCCCCAGUGGACCAGGCUAUCAUAUCAUGUUGCCUUUCAUUACUACAUUCAGAUCUGUACAGACAACACUACAAACUGAUGAAGUUAAAAAUGUGCCUUGUGGAACAAGCGGUGGAGUCAUGAUCUAUAUUGACCGAAUAGAAGUAGUUAAUAUGUUGGCACCUUAUGCAGUGUUUGAUAUCGUGAGGAACUACACUGCAGAUUAUGACAAGACCUUAAUCUUCAAUAAAAUCCACCAUGAGCUGAACCAGUUUUGUAGUGCCCAUACACUUCAAGAAGUUUACAUAGAAUUGUUUGAUCAAAUAGAUGAAAACUUGAAACAGGCUCUGCAGAAAGACCUAAACAUCAUGGCUCCAGGUCUCACUAUACAGGCUGUGCGUGUCACAAAACCCAAAAUCCCAGAAGCCAUAAGAAGAAAUUUUGAGUUGAUGGAGGCUGAGAAGACAAAACUUCUUAUAGCUGCACAGAAACAAAAGGUUGUGGAGAAAGAAGCUGAGACGGAGAGGAAAAAAGCUGUUAUAGAAGCAGAGAAGAUUGCACAGGUGGCAAAAAUCCGGUUUCAGCAGAAGGUGAUGGAGAAAGAAACUGAAAAGCGCAUUUCUGAGAUCGAAGAUGCUGCGUUCCUGGCCCGAGAAAAGGCAAAAGCAGACGCUGAGUAUUAUGCUGCACACAAAUACGCCACCUCAAACAAGCACAAAUUGACCCCGGAAUAUUUGGAGCUCAAAAAGUACCAGGCUAUUGCUUCUAACAUCAAGUUGGUGGCCUGCAGGGACCUGUGUUUUGCCUUCCAACCAGAGAUUCCUAAUCACUACUUUAUUGCAUUAGUUGGCUCAGAGAUAAAGAAGGCUUGGUUUGAAGUUUUGGGUGAGAUGAAACCUUUGUUCUGAACCAAAGUUCUGGGCCCUGCAUUCCACUGGGUGAUGACUAUCAGCAUCACUGCCCCAGGCUAUGUGUAACUAAGGUGCCUGGUUUUAAGCCACAGCCAACUCUUUAUAUGUUACUACUGUUUAGCUGUGGCUGGCUAAGAGCAGGAUAGGCUUUGAUCAGAAAUAGGAGCAGCAUACAAUUCCUGGCCAUUCACUGCACAGUAUUGUAUCAUAUUUGCAGGAAGUUUUUAAUUUUAGAACUGGAUUUGGGGUACAUUCAUUUAUCCCAGCACUUCAUUCUAAAGGCUAAAUCCUAGGGCAGCCAUGAUACUAGCACACUGACUCUCCUUUGUACUGUUCAUCAGGAGUCCUAUAUAGUGUGGAACAAAGAGUAACCUAGAAAGCAGCCUUUGGCAUCUUUGUCUCCUCUCCCAGCCCCAGGAUGCUUAAAUCAAAGUUGUUUCUCCAACUUUUCACCUUACUAGGAGAUCGUGACUGCUGACCUGGGCAGCCAGUGAAUUUAAUUUUCCAUGAGAGGAUGACAGAAUUAACCUGUGACUCUAGGAGACCGACUUCAUCUGGACCUUUUUAUCCUUCAGAAUAACUUUCCUGGAACAGUGUGCUUCAUAGUUAGGCCUGAAUUUAUGAACUUGUUAAAAUAUCCCUUUUGUAUUCUCUAUUGGAGCUAGACAAAAAAGUCACGGGACCACUUCCAGAAACCUUUCAGCUGUUAGUCCUGUCCGUCUCAUGACAGCUUGUGGGUUGUGCCAAACACUUCAUUGGGAAAGGAAAGCCCAGAUUUGAAUGGGUCUUUUCCCUGGGCCUUAUACUAUAGAGGUGUAAUAUGGUGAUUUUUUGUUGUUGUUGUUUUUGCUCAUUUAAUUCUACAAGUUCUCUUUAUGAAUGAA